AUGCCUGGUUGGUUGCCACAAUGGCAUUGUGGAGUGAGAGCAAAGCAGAGUGGACGUCUACUGGCAUUUAUAGCAGCGGUUCCUCAAACGAUUCGUGUCUAUGAUAAGGAACGUCCUAUGGUGGAAAUCAACUUUCUUUGCGUACACAAGAAAUUAAGAUCAAAAAGGGUAGCUCCGGUGCUUAUACGCGAAAUUACUAGACGUGUAAAUCAACAGAAAAUCUUUCAAGCUGUAUACACAGCAGGAGUUGUGUUGCCUAAACCGGUAGCAGUAUGUAGAUAUUGGCAUCGUUCUCUGAAUCCAAAGAAGCUUAUCGAUGUUAAAUUUUCACAUCUUUCGGCGAAAAUGACGAUGGCCCGCACGAUUAAGUUAUACAAACUUCCUGAUGCGCCGAUAACCAGUGCCCUACGGCCACUAGAGAAGAAGGAUGUUUCGUCGGCAUGGAAGCUGUUAUCGGAAUAUCUGAAGCAAUUUUCACUAGCUCCCGUAUUCACGAAGAAAGAAUUUGAACACGUAUUCACUCCAAUUGAAGAUGUUGUUUAUACCUACGUAGUGGAGACAGGAGGAAAAGUGACGGAUAUGCUAUCAUUUUAUUCGCUUCCAUCAUCAGUCAUGCAACAUCCGGUACAUAAGAGUAUUCGAGCAGUGUAUUCGUUCUAUAACGUCGCCACUACAGUUUCAUUCAAGCAGCUCAUGAAUGACGCUUUGAUUAUCGCUCAUAAACUAGGCUUUGAUGUGUUCAAUGCAUUGGAUCUCAUGCAAAACGCUUCAAUCUUGGAAGACUUGAAAUUCGGCAUUGGAGAUGAAGUUGUGCCGUCCAUUUCUUCCUUGGCGGCACUCUAG
Molecule: messenger RNA, 843 nt
Organism: Cooperia oncophora
Lineage: Eukaryota; Metazoa; Nematoda; Chromadorea; Rhabditida; Trichostrongylidae
Source: the annotation of a GenBank genome assembly